AUGACAGAAUCAAAAAUGCGCUUGGAAGACUGGUUGGAUGACCUUUGUGUCCGUUUCAUUGUAAAUCUUCCACGAGAGGAGUUGGAAUCCGUUGAACGAAUUUGUUUUCAAGUUGAGGAAGCACAGUGGUUUUACGAAGACUUCAUCCGACCUCUCGACCCCAACCUCCCCUCCCUAAGCUUGCGCGCCUUCGCACUGCGCAUCUUUCAGCAUUGCCCGCUGAUGUCGCAAUGGUCUCAUUACCAUCAUUCUACUGCGUUUUCUGAAUUUUUAGCGUACAAGACUCGGGUUCCCGUGCGCGGCGCGAUCUUGCUCAACCAGGACAUGGAUGAAGUUGUUCUUGUUAAGGGAUGGAAGAAAAAUGCUAACUGGAGUUUCCCUCGCGGUAAGAUCAACAAGGAUGAGAAAGAUUUGGAUUGUGCAAUUCGAGAAGUCUACGAAGAGACUGGCUUUGAUAUUAGGGCCGCCGGUCUUGUUAAGGACGAGAAGAAAAUCAAGUAUAUCGAGAUUCCUAUGCGUGAGCAGAACAUGAGGCUGUAUGUCCUCAGAGGUGUUCCAAUGGAUACCGUUUUUGAACCAAGGACAAGGAAGGAAAUCAGCAAGAUUCAGUGGUACAAGCUUUCAGAGCUCCCAACACUCAAGAAGAGCAAGCUGAUUGAGACCGAUGGGCAUAACCUUUCCAACAAGUUCUAUAUGGUUGCUCCCUUUUUGGUGCCUCUGAAAAAAUGGAUUGCGCAGCAGAAGCGGGCGGACCUUGCUGCCGCACAAAACUUGAAUUCCAGUGCAGAGGCGAUAGCUACAGAUGGUCUUUUGGUAGAGGAAGAUGGUCUUUCUGCCAAUGAGGCUUUACCAAAGGAGUGCGCCAACGAGGCCCAGCUUCCUAGUGACCUUCCCGAGGUCUCUAUGGCCCAAGAUCCCUCCACUCAUCUAAAGAGGCUUCUCAAUAUCAGCACCGGAUCCUCCUUGCCAGAUGCUCCCACCCCACCCCAGCCUCAGCUUAUAAACCCGGACUUACCAAAGGGUAGUGCGCUUCUAGCUUUGCUGAGAAGGUCAACAGACACUGGUAUGGAGUCUACUUCAGGGAAAAUUGUAGUGCCGACCUCUCAGCCGGCGUAUUUUCCGAAGGACAUCAUGCAACAGCAAGGCCAGCAUCGUGCUAUGGCUUCGCAACCUAAUUAUUCUCAGCCGCCAGCUCCACCUCACCACACCGUAGCUCCCAUACCACCCGAACCAGGAGAACCCAAGAAUCAAAUCCUUUCGAAGAGCAUGUCUUCCUCGGAGACUCCCGGUCAAGUCCCGUUGACCCCAUUCCCAUACCCUUUUGGUCAUCCUCUACAUCGUCACCAGCAGCCGCCUCAUGUCAGUGUGCGCCAAUUUCCCUAUCUAUCUUUUCCGACGGGGGUGGGUAACAGAUAUCCUGGUAAUCAAAGAUCAACAUUACCCGAACCUCCAAGACCGCCUUUCGAGAUGCCAGUGUCGUUAGAGCCAAGUCAAGUACCGUAUUUCAAUAUGUCUUUACCACAGAGACAAACCCCAGCGCCUUACCAGCGAACUGGCGAUCCCGAAUUUGUUCAGAACCUCUUUCCAAAUCUCCAUGCACCGUCGAUCCCUCCAGCCAGCAAGCUUCCGCCACCGAAACUUACACGUCACUCCCUUGCCCUCCUCAAUGUGUUUAAGAAUGACAGCGUUAAGAAGACAGAUGUAUCUAAACCUGAACUGGAAUCGCAGUCGAGCGCGCCAAGCAAAGUUCAAUCUCAACACCAGAAUAGUCUGUUAGAGCUUCUGAAAAAGCCACAAGCUGCCGCCUUAUCUGCACAUGGCCGUGCGGAACUGGCUGCUCGCCCCACUCCUUCCUUAGGAAUUGCGAAAGCUCCCGCGCCUGAAGUACCUGCACAAUCACAACAGAAAACACAAGAAGAGCGGAGUAAGUCUCCUAACAACAGCGCCAGAAUUUCAGCUACGGUUUCGGGGCCAUUGAAUUUGCCUAAGCUUGAAGCUAUUGCGAAAUCAGUAUCAAAGAAAUCUGUGACACAGUCAUUGCGGCCUACUACCAAGCAGGAAGUUACACCAACAAAAGGAAAUUUUGUUAUUCUUCCACGACCGCCCACAGUAAAGAAAGAGGCUACUGUACAACAGCUUACUAAGCCUCCACCUUCGGCCGCGAAAAGAAACGUCCAACUUUCCGAAAUCAGAAAACCGUUUCAGCCAAAGAUUCUCCGCCGCCCUGUCAAAGAUGACCUAGCUGCUUCGCUUCCCACAGAAACUGUUCCUGUUAGUGCUUUUACACUCUCUGAAAAGCAAGCUGUGCCUGAGAAUCGACACGGAGAACCUGUAGCGGUGAAUUAUGACCGUCGGCCGAGCCAGACUGCGUCCCAAAAGGAAGCUUUGCUAUCGCUCUUUGGCAAACCUCCUCACUCACCCGCAGCAGUGCCCCCUACGGAGCCGGUGCAAGCUCCCUCCCCUGGAUCAAAGAUACCGCCACAGUCAGCUAUCAUAAGCCCAGUUGAUUCAACUUUUUCACAAGUUGGGACUUCAGGAGGUGCUCCCACUCCCGUGUCCAGAGUGAGAAGCAUUUCUCCGGUUGUUGGAACUGAAACUAGUAAGGCGGGGCCAACAUCACCAAUGAACAAGGCAUUUUUACUUGGAUACUUGGACGGAGUUGCGAAAGGUACACAUUGA
This is a messenger RNA of Paracoccidioides brasiliensis Pb18, 2679 nucleotides long. RefSeq names its product decapping enzyme complex catalytic subunit. The coding region runs from base 1 to 2679 and encodes 892 amino acids. The transcript has 2 exons. Gene Ontology annotation, molecular function: RNA binding; manganese ion binding; 5'-(N(7)-methylguanosine 5'-triphospho)-[mRNA] hydrolase activity. The record is from RefSeq and is a predicted model, not a curated record. Gene Ontology annotation, biological process: deadenylation-dependent decapping of nuclear-transcribed mRNA; nuclear-transcribed mRNA catabolic process, nonsense-mediated decay. Gene Ontology annotation, cellular component: cytoplasm; P-body.